Molecule: messenger RNA, 1352 nt
Organism: Contarinia nasturtii (swede midge)
Lineage: Eukaryota; Metazoa; Arthropoda; Insecta; Diptera; Cecidomyiidae
Product: putative cystathionine gamma-lyase 2
Exons: 4
Coding region: 46-1323 (425 amino acids)
Biological process (GO): transsulfuration
Cellular component (GO): cytoplasm
Molecular function (GO): cystathionine gamma-lyase activity; pyridoxal phosphate binding
Source: RefSeq, a predicted model, not a curated record
AGUUGGGACUCAUUAUAUAUUGAUCUAUAUUCUAUUUUCUUUUAAAUGCUGUUUUGUGAGAGUCAAAUAAGCAAUCGUGUGCGAGCGAAUCGAUUGAAUGUGAAUAUAAAACGUCGUAGUUUUAUCCAAAUAAAAUUGAACAAUAUGUCUGAAUUUAACAGUAACAAAACAAAUUUUGGUUUUGACACGAGAGCUAUUCAUGCCGGACAAGAAAACGACCAAUGGAGCAAUUUGGAGAGUGUUCCACCAAUUGUAACAUCUGUUACAUACUAUCAAUGGAAUCCAGCGAAAAUGGAAGGUAAGUUAUAUAGUCGCCUGGGUAAUCCAACUCGUGAUUCAUUGGAGCGUUGUUUGGCCGCAUUGGAAGAGUCAAAGCAUGCAAUGGUGUUUCCGUCUGGAAUGGCUGCAAUUACAGCAAUAUUGCAUUUAUUAGAGCCAGGUGAUCACAUUUUAACAUGCAGUGAGAAAUAUGGUGGCACCAUCUUGUGUUUUCAGAACUAUGUCAAAAUGAAUAGAAUUGAAAUGGACGUCGUUGAUUCGACCGACAUCAAAUUAUUUGAAAGUGCAAUUAAACCAAAUACAAAGUUGAUUUUCAUUGAAUCACCAUCGAAUCCAUGCUUGAAGAUAACGGACAUUGCUGCCGUAGUGAAAGCAGCUCGCUCUUGUGAUGGAGUUAUUUUGGCCGUUGAUAAUACAUAUUUGACUCCAUUAUUUCAGCGUCCAUUAGACUUGGGUGCAGAUAUAUCAAUGUAUUCUGUUACAAAGUACAUGAAUGGCGGUGUAACGGCCGGUGCAUUAAUGUUCAACGAUUCGGAACUGUUACCGCGAUUACAAAUAUCACAAGCAACCUAUGGUUCAGUUUUGCCACCAUUUGAUUGUUAUUUGGUGAAUCGUGGAUUAAAAACAUUGGCACUUCGAAUGCGAAAACACUGUGAAAAUGGCAUUGCAGUGGCUCAGUAUUUGGAAGCACAUCCAAAGGUAUUACAUGUAGAUCAUCCAGGUCUGCCAUCGCAUCCACAUUAUGAACUAUCAAAGAAACAAAGUACCGGCCAUUCUGGUAUGCUCGCUUUUCGUAUAGCUGGUACUCAAGAGGAUGCAAAGAAUUUUAUUCAAAAUCUUCGAGUAAUUUCAUCAGCGGCCAGUUUUGGCAGCUACUCUAGUUUUGCUACGAUUCCGGUGUGCGUGAGCCAUACUACUAUGCCAAGAGAUUUGCGCGAAAAGCUCGGCAUUUUCGAUGAAACUAUUCGGCUUUCGAUUGGUUUGGAAAAUAUUGAAGAUCUUAUCAAAGAUUUGGAGCAAUCAUUUGAAAAAACAUCCCAGUAAACAUAUCACUUUGAUCAAUUUCAAAAUGU